Messenger RNA from Capsaspora owczarzaki ATCC 30864, 4582 nucleotides. RefSeq lists its product as hypothetical. Gene Ontology annotation, molecular function: guanyl-nucleotide exchange factor activity. NCBI's taxonomy places the organism in Eukaryota, Filasterea, Ministeriida, Capsasporidae. The transcript is spliced from 4 exons. The record is from RefSeq and is a predicted model, not a curated record. Gene Ontology annotation, cellular component: plasma membrane. Bases 1 to 4551 code for a protein of 1516 amino acids. Gene Ontology annotation, biological process: Ras protein signal transduction; positive regulation of GTPase activity.
AUGGCGUCGGCCAGCGACGGGAUGGAUGCUGGUGCUGCCAAUGGCGCGCUCAAGCGCAAUGAAAAGAAACGGUCGUUCAAGUUGCUGUCGCGGCUCAACAGCUUGACCUCGUUCGGCUCUGCGCUGCCGCCGCCAACUCCGACGGGAACGAGUGCGACGUCGUCGAGUCCGGUCAUGAGUAGCACCAAUAGCGGCAGUGACAGCGCGAGCGGCAGCGGCUCAGCAACGCCACUAUUCGCUUCCGCUGCCACUGCUAUUGCCGCCGAUGAGACACGGCCACCGCGGCUGGACGAGGACGACGAAACCGAGCGAGAGCACGAGUCCACCACCACCACCACCACCACCACCACGAGUACCGCUGCCUCGGCAGACUCGCCUGUUCCUGCUGCUUCAGCAACGUCGUCAUCAGCGCCAGGGUCUGGAUCAUCGUCACCAGCAGGCGCGGCGGUCACUGCAACCAACAGUGGCAGCAGCAGCAGCAGCAGCAGCACAAGCCAUAGCAUCAACAGUCAUAGUAGUAGCAAUGCUGCGAUUCGAGGCUCAUCCACCCUUGUUCGUCGAAGCUCAGCACUGUCCCCUCCUCCGCUCAAUCUGGCGCAACCAACACCGCCACCAUUACAGCCCAGUUCACAAGGCACGCCAAUAUAUUCCACGCCCUUGCAAGCCACGUCCUCGCACGCGUCCUCCAGCCGAGACCGCUUUUCGUUCUCGUCCUCGGGCUCGUCCAGCUCGCUGGCCAUGCUUGCGGCAACGGAAGAAGUGCUGCCCGAUGUUGUGUUUACGCUUUCCCGCAAGAAGGCCUCGGCCGUUGCUCAGCUCCAUCUCCAGCAUCAACAGCAGGCGCAGCAGGUUCAGCAACAGCUGCUGCAACAGCAGCAAUCGCAGCAGCCGACAUCGCCCCAACCGCUGCCUUCGCCUCCACCACGCACUAGUAUUGAUUCAGUGACGUCAAACAGUUCCAGCUCGUCUGACAGCAGCAGCGCGGGUACCAGUUCGACUGCCCCUGCACCCUUGCCUGCACCCGUUCAACCGGUUUCUUCCGCGUCCCUCCGCUCGUCGUACACGGCCGUGGACCGAAAGGUGAAGGCCGCGUCGUUUGGCCGCCUGAUUGAGCGACUUGCUCCAUACGAUGCGACUGCCGUCGAUAAUUUCUUCAUGAGCGUCUUUUUCACCACAUACCGCGCAUUCGCACGUCCUCCCGAGGUCCUCACAGCCUUGUGCGAUCGAUUCUCCCAACCCAUUAAUGCGGACGUGUUGGUGUCCACUGCCGCCUACGCGGAGCGCUUUGUGGCACAGGCGGCCGCAGCUGCAGCAGACGCUUCCAGCACCAGUGCAUCUUCAGCAGCACCGCCGGCGGAUGCUGAAGCCGAUACGUCUGAUUCCUUGUUUAGCUUCAUGACGGCCCAGUUCCGUCACCUCCAAGCCACCCGCAAUGUUGACCCCACUCCACCACUCUCCGCAGCAACCAGCUCGGAGGACAUGUUAAUCACCCACCGAGACACUCACAGUGCUCUCCCGAUUUUGUUAGAAGCCAGCUCUUCUUUGCAGCAAUCAGAGCCACAAUCAGAGCCACAACCACAGCAACAGCAACAGCAACAGCAACAGCAACAGCAACAGCAACAGCAACAGCAACAGCAACAGCCGUCGCACCCACCGCUUUGUCGGGUCUCGUCGUUGCCGAUGCAAAUACCAAACAGCUCCAUCACCCCGUUUGCCACAGUCCGGUCUGGAGGGCAUCGCCAUCAUCGCCAGUCUCUCGAAAACCAGUCUCCCACACUUGGAAGCUUCUCAGCAUCAUCGCUACCAGUCAACUUUGCCCACUUGCAUGGCUAUUCGAGUGCCGAACUCGGCCGCGACCGCAGGGACUCUGUCGCCUCCAAUGUGUCUACGACCUCGAGCAGCUCUGAUGCGAAUGCGUUGGCGUCCUCCGUCGAGGCACUGAGCGGCGGUCACUCGGCGUCUGCCCCAGAGCACAUUCCUGACGACUUUGUCUCGAUGGUCCGCCUCCGCGUCACGUUUGCCUUUUCAGUGUGGAUUAACCAGCAUUGGUACGACUUUCGAGAUGCGCUGGGGCAGCAAUGCCUCACGCAGUUGCGCGAGUUUCUCGAAACGACCGUGUGUGCCAAUCCCGGCACCACCAACCUCGGCCAGCUUCUCGUCCGCACCAUUGAUUUCAAAGUCUCCAACCCCACGUCCGGUAUGUGGCAGCUUCCCACCCCACAGACUUCUGCCGCGUCGUCGGCAUCCCCCAGCAUCGCGUCGCUCUCGGCUCACGCGCCGUCGGCUGCCUUGUCCGGUCUCUCUUCUUCCCACUUGCAUGGGCACUCUCACAAACGACGCGUGUCCGAGUCGCGGCUAUCGGGCUCGUUUGGGUUUAUGUCGCGCUUGAGCAGCUCCGGCGGGUCGGGCACGCACUCGCCAAACCCAGCCGCCGUGCCAAGCCCCGCCGUGUCAGCGUUGCCGUCACCCAUGAUGCUGGCCUCAACCUCUGGCUCGUUCAACGGCACCGCCAAUCCCAUCAGCCCCACCGGUGACUCGGAGCAGACAGUGGCGGCAUUCCCAUCCCUGUCGCUUCGUCACCUCGACAUCAACGCAGCCAACUUUGCACGGCAGCUCACCCUCGUUGAGGCAGCUCUGUACCGUGAUGUCAUGCCUUCCGAGUGUCUCGGAUCCGGCUGGACCAAAAAGGACAAGGCCGUGAAGAGUCCGUCCAUUGUGGCAAGCAUCCAGCACUUCAACCGAGUGUCGACUCUUGUCAUGACGGAGGUAUUGCGACCGGAAGACCGCGUCUCUCGCGUCGAGCAAAUGGUCUUUUUCAUCGAGGUGGCCAAGGAGUGUCGAGUACUGUGCAACUUUGCCUCGCUCAAGGCGAUCGUUUCUGCUUUGCAAUCGACUCCCGUGCACCGUCUCAAAAAGACCUGGAGCCUGAUGAAAAAGGACCACGUCGCAACGUUCGAAGACUUGUGUGAUCUCGUCUCGGAGCGUAGCAACUACCAGCGCCUUCGCGACACGUUGCGGACUACCAACCCUCCCUGCAUUCCGUACCUUGGUUGCUUCUUGACCGACCUCACGAUGGUUGACAGCGCCAACUCUGACCUCUAUGGAUCGACCCAGCUGAUCAAUUUCGAGAAGCGACGCAAGGAGUUUGAGAUUAUUGAGGUUGUUUGUUGGUUCCAGCGCAACUGCCAGUACUCGUUGAUUCCCGUGCCGCACUUCCAAUCGUGGCUCUCAAACGCCCUUGUACUGAACGAAGAUGAGUGCUACAAGCUCUCUUUGAUUCGAGAAGCACGUGAAGACAGCAGCUCUGCCGCCGUGUCGGCUGCGCUGUUGGCUGCUGCGCUCAGCGGUGGCGCUUCUACACCGCUGCCCGGCAAGUCUACGUCCGCGCUGGCCACAUUGUCCACGCCAUCUCCCGCACCAGAGCCGGCCCUCGGGACGAGCGUUGAUUCCAGCUCCAGUAGCACAGGCAGUCCGCUUCGCCGCUCGUUCAACUCUGCGCCGUCCCUCAGUGCCAUUCUCGAGCAGCAGCAGCAGCAGCAGCAACAACAACAACAAACAAACUCGGCAGUUGACAAACCACCCACCGCAGUACAGCCAGUCAAUGCAACUGAAGAAGCGUCCGCCAACACUGGCGAAGCAAGCACCACGUCUCCGCCAUCCGCCUCGCUCGGUCCUGCCCAGACCGAAGCUCCAGUUUCCAAGCUUGCGCUGUUGCUCCAAGACUCCAUGUCCAGCGAGCUCGUCACGAGUCUGGAAGAGCGCAACUCUGCUGUGGACCGGUUGCGCAAAUUUAUCGCAUCGCGUCCAACCAGUCUGAGGAACUUUUAUGAUACCAAUGUUAAGGCAUUCGGUCGACAAGACUCUUCUUUCAUGACCCCCGUGGAUCCUGGCUCUCCGCGCGCCAAAAAGUCGUCCAAGCCGCUUGCAUUGAGUAGCCGUGCCGGAUCGUCCGAGUUAUUGGCCCAGGUGGAGACUGCGGCCUCAGUCCCCACCGACCCAGAUGCUGUGCCAAUUCGUGUGCGAGCAGGCCCUUCCAUCACGCAGCGACUCAGCAAGAAAAAGUCGGACAAGAUCAAGACCAUAGUUGUCAACCCCAACGCAACGGAAGCCAGUGUCAUUAUUCAGGCUCUCGAGCGACUCAAAAUCCACGAAGCGCCAGAAAACUGUCGCUUGGUUUGCGUCACGUCGCGUGGCUUGAUCCGAUUUUCGGACGAGAGUGUCUUCCUGCCUCCCCAGGAAGAUGGCAUGGAGCCUCCGCUGUUUGUGCUCGAAGCGACGGGUGCAGACCUACUCAGUCGGGCAACCUCGCCUGCUCGCGCCCGGUUCCUGCGUGCUCAGUCUGCAGGCCCCAACGCGUUUGCUCCGGCCCUUCUUCAGCGCCAGUCGCUCAGCAUGAACGAAGAUGCCAGCGAACUUCCAGACCAUCUUAGUAGUCUCCUUUCAAGCCCGCUAUCUGGCAAUAGCGAAGGAGACGUGUCCUCCUCCCCCUACACGAGCCAAGAGGACAUGCUUCCUCCCGGAACGUCCAGUGUUCCGGAGACGUGCUUGUAGGGGAGGCGAGCUUUUUUUUUUUUUUUUUUCC